This is a messenger RNA of Aphanomyces astaci, 429 nucleotides long. RefSeq lists its product as hypothetical. Lineage: Eukaryota; Oomycota; Saprolegniomycetes; Saprolegniales; Verrucalvaceae. The coding region runs from base 1 to 429 and encodes 142 amino acids. The transcript has 3 exons. The record is from RefSeq and is a predicted model, not a curated record.
AUGCGUGACAUCCACAAUGCGGCUGUGUACUUGGAAUCGAUCCUUCGGAAUGUCAUUUGGACCGAGUUUGCCCUUGCGUAUGAAUCGACGUUGGCCACCCAUGAGUCGUUGCAAAAUAUCCCCGACGAAGCCACGUAUUGGAGGUCGUUUGACCUCCGCAUGUUCACAUUGCAGUGGGCUGCUUACUUAGGCAGUUUCAACGAGACGGACGUUGGUUCUGUGUCCAGUGCUCUGUACCCGGCCAAAAUCAAGUACGAAGUCGUGACGACACUCGUGGCGACAAUCGACGGCCUGCGUCGCAUGGAUGGCUGCGACGCCGAGUGGAUGUUUUCCGCCUACUGCUGGCUAGACUUUAGCAAACACUGGUCAAUGGCACCCGCCAAGCCCGCUGCGAUGCCCUUGAAGGAUCCAACGGGGCAGUGUAUCUAG